ACCGGCGUGCGGUGCACCAGGCUAGGUUAGCACACAGCCGCUACAUCCGGGCGCUCUGCUGCUCGGUUUACAAGUCCUGCGAAGAUGGCGACUUCAGGGAGGAGUGCAUUAUUAUCCUCCACAUCAACUGGACCUAAGAGCACACUGGACAACUCCAACCAAGAGGAGGAUGACGGACAGGACUUAUGGUCCACCAUCCUGAGUGAAGUGUCAACCCAUUCAAGAUCUAAGCUACCGUCGGGGAAAAAUGUCCUGGUCAUGGGUGAGGUGGGUUCGGGGAAGACCGCCUUGGUUGCAAAGAUGCAGGGGGUUGAAGAGUUCAUGAAAGGGCGUGGCCUGGAAUACCUCUACUUCAGUGUCCAUGACGACGACAUCGAUGACCAAACUAGGUGUAAUGCCUGGGUGUUAGACGGAGACCUUUACCACAAAGGUCUGCAGGGAGUUGCUGUUCCAGUGGACUCGAUCGAUAACACGUUGCUGCUGAUAACUGUUGACAUGUCGCGGCCAUGGAACGCCCUGGACUCUCUCCAGAAGUGGGCCGCCGUCGCUAGGGAACACAUUGACAAACUCCGGGUCGCCCCGGAAACGCUGCGGGAGCUGGAGCACAGACUUGUAAAACAGUUCCAGGAGUACACAGAGCCAGGCAGUGGGGAGGAUGGCACCCCGCAGAGGAGGAGUGAAGAGGAGGAGAGUGUGCUGCUGCCGUUAGGAGAGAACACACUCACACACAACCUAGGAAUACCAUUGGUGGUGGUCUGCACCAAGUGCGACGCCAUCAGCACAUUGGAGAAGGAGCACGACUACAGAGACGAACACCUGGACCUCAUCCAGUCUCACAUCAGACGUUUCUGUCUGCAGUAUGGAGCGUCUCUGGUUUACACAUCAGUGAAGGAGAUGAAAAACCUGGACAUCUUGUACAAAUAUCUGGUUCACAGACUCUACGGCUUUUCCUUUCACUGCCCGGCACAAGUGGUGGAAAGAGAUGCCGUCUUCAUUCCAUCAGGCUGGGACAAUGAGAAGAAGAUUGCCAUACUUCACGAGAACUUCCAGACAGUAAAAGCAGACGACAGCUUUGAGGAAGUAAUAGUCAAACCGCCCGUCAGAAAGAUUGUACAUGAGAAGGAGAUUCAGGCAGAAGACGACCAAGUGUUUCUGGUAAAACUCCAGUCGCUGCUCGCCAAACAACCCGCUGUGACAGCAGGGCGACCAGUGGACACCACCAGUCGAGCACCCACCGGCUCCCCCAGGACGAGUAAUCGCUCAGCAGCGGCCAACGUAGCGAACGCCAUGCCACAGUCAGGUCAGACCAGUGAGGGUGUGUUGGCCAACUUCUUCAACAGUCUACUGACAAAGAAAGCCGGGACAGGGGGGCCCGGGACGCCAGGUGGCGGUAACAACACUCCAGGAACAGUACGCAAGUCAGGUUCGAAGCUGGGCCUGAGCGAUGUACAGGCGGAGCUGGACCGCAUAUCCAGCCGGGAGAAUGACUCUGACUUGCCCAAUGCCAACGACACCCCUGCCACUGACGGCCAGGACACAUGAAGACCAACACACUUCACCCUGCGAUCCCCCCCCAACCCCCUUUCCAUCUCACCUUCCACCUCCCUUGUCCUUCCUCCCUCCACUUCAUCACAAAGAUGCAGGAAGAAAGAGGGAUUUAGACAUACAGUUUUCCCUCCCCAUCAUCUUUCACUUUCUCCUCAAAAAAGAAGAACUCACCCUCUCUUCCCCUACCCAUAUUUCCCACUCCUUGUUCUCCCCCCCCCCUCUCUAUUCUCCUCCUGGCUGUUGCGCUGAUGGCGAGUAUUUGUCACUGUUACAUACAAGACUGUCUGUUACAUGAGAGUAAAUAGGUACGGGGGACCAAUGGGGGUGUGGAGGUUGGGACGAGAAGAAGUAAGAGGUGGGUUGAAAAAGAUAAGAGGAAUGGAAGCGAGGGAGUUUUGUCCAUCCAUUUCUUGUGAUGGUACAGUUUGUGUUUUUACUGUAGGAACUGCUGAAGGGUGCAUGUUGAAGAAACAUCACUUAGAGUAGUAGGGAUGAUUGUGUGUUUAAUGUAUGUGGGGCAAGUCACGCUUGGCCAGAGGACGAGAUCGAGAACAAAAAGAAAUGCCUGAAACAAAAUUACAAACAGUCUUGUUUUUUAAGAUGAAGGGACAAACAUACCAGUGUGUGUGUGUGUGUGUGUGUGUGUGUGUGUGUG
Messenger RNA from Cottoperca gobio, 2203 nucleotides. It is a transcript of the gene dync1li1, whose product is annotated as dynein, cytoplasmic 1, light intermediate chain 1. NCBI's taxonomy places the organism in Eukaryota, Metazoa, Chordata, Actinopteri, Perciformes, Bovichtidae. The coding region runs from base 85 to 1542 and encodes 485 amino acids. Gene Ontology annotation, molecular function: dynein heavy chain binding. Gene Ontology annotation, cellular component: centrosome; cytoplasmic dynein complex. Gene Ontology annotation, biological process: microtubule cytoskeleton organization; microtubule-based movement. The record is from RefSeq and is a predicted model, not a curated record. The transcript is spliced from 13 exons.